Messenger RNA from Malassezia japonica, 1104 nucleotides. RefSeq lists its product as uncharacterized. The record is from RefSeq and is a predicted model, not a curated record. Lineage: Eukaryota; Fungi; Basidiomycota; Malasseziomycetes; Malasseziales; Malasseziaceae. The transcript has a single exon. The coding region runs from base 1 to 1104 and encodes 367 amino acids.
AUGGGGCGCUACAUGUCCUACACUCUCGAGCAGAUUGCUCCGGUGUGGAAGGGAGCGCUACGCGUCUUUUCGCCGUCGCACGCCGCGCAGACGGCGACGCGCAUGCCGUCGCGUCCGGGCUUUGUGCCGGAACACUAUGGCCUUUCGAGCCGCGGAACGCGCCUGGGCAACUUUGCACUGAUGCGUGCGCGCCUCCCGCGUGGACCCUCGCUGGCACCGUCCAUGCGCCAUGGGCCGGGCCUUCAGUCUGCACGCUCGUUUUCGUCGGGACCCCAAGGCGCACGACUCUUUGAAAACAUGAUUACCAAUGCCCCGCUCGCUCUGCGUGCGGCCGGCUGCGAUAUCGACAAGGACUGGAACCGCAAGGCUACGCAUGCCACGCCGGCGUUUGCGUAUGCGAUGGAUGCCCAGCGCUGGGGCUUGCAGUGCUCCCAGCGCGCGCUCGAGAUGGCCGUCGCCUCGGCGAACGCUGCGAUGGGCGUGUGGCACGAAAAGCCCAAGGCCGCCGUGCCGGAGCGUAUCCAGACCGUGGAAGAGUACACACCGAGCGCAUACGAUCUCGACCUCCUGUUCCCGAUGCCGGUCACGUCGCGCCCGAGCUCAAAGCUGGUCACGACAAUGCACGUCCCUCUCGAGCCCGACAUAGGCAGCAUCCUCGAGCGGGGUCAAGCGGUCGAGACGUAUGCGUCUUUGGAGGAUUCAUGGACUGCAACGGGCAUGCUGGACAGCACCGUACGCGAGAGGCUCCAUGCGAUUCAUGCAGCCUACAGCGCACACGAGCAGCGGCUCACCGCACUCGAACAGGUGCUGCGCGGCCGUGGAAUCUGGCCCAGCGACCUCGAUGUGUCGGCUAUGCUUACUUCGUCUAGUCUACGUCAGCCGCUCGUGCUCGAAAUCGAGUUCGAGGGGUGGUCGAGGGACGAGGUGCAGCGCAUGCUUGAGUACCAUCUUGGCUCGUGCGAGUGGUGCUCCUUGUCCGAGACGCGGUGCGAGCCGGAUCUCUUCUAUGGGCCUCCGGAUGCACCGAAUGCUGAAUUGGAUAUGCUCGACGCUUAUCUCUAUGGCACGGAACAGCGCCGCCGCCGCAUGCAGAAUGCCGUUUAA